Zingiber officinale is the source of this 2066-nucleotide messenger RNA. Its product is annotated as serine/threonine-protein kinase PBS1-like. Gene Ontology annotation, biological process: protein phosphorylation. The transcript is spliced from 5 exons. Gene Ontology annotation, molecular function: ATP binding; protein kinase activity. The record is from RefSeq and is a predicted model, not a curated record. Lineage: Eukaryota; Viridiplantae; Streptophyta; Magnoliopsida; Zingiberales; Zingiberaceae. The coding region runs from base 244 to 1845 and encodes 533 amino acids.
CUUCCCACUCGAGUCCGCUACUCGUUCCACGCCUAAAAUACGCGCUUGUUCCUUUCAUCUUCGUCUCUUUGCUUCCGAUCUCGCCCGUCGAAUCCCAGCGGCGGAGAUUUUCCAGCCCGUUUUGAUUCCUUGGAAGUUGCUGCAGCGGCGAUUGCUUCGAGAAGGAGCCGUAACUGGUCGAUUUCCGUGAAGAUUUCCAUGUUUCGGCAGUGGUAAUUGAUUGGGUUUCGGGUCUCCUGCGAGAUGGGUUGCUUCCCUUGCUUCGAAUCGAGGGAUCGGGAGCCGCUCAGCAGGGCUAACGCGAGCGAUCGUAAGAGGGAGGAGCUGCCCAUGGUGGCGUCUCAGGUGAAGAAGUUGCCCAUCGGGGAUGAUAAGACGAGUAUCAGAAGCAAUUUGCAUACUGAGAAGGAAUCACUGGACGCAAAAAAGGAGCCGCUAUUUGCUAACCCGACACAGACUUUCACCCUCCGAGAGCUUGCCAAUGCGACUGGGAACUUUAGAUCCGAUUGUUUCCUUGGAGAAGGAGGAUUUGGACGGGUCUACCGAGGGCGUCUGGAGAGUACUGGUCAGGUAGUGGCUGUGAAACAGCUUGACAGGAAUGGGCUGCAAGGAAACAGGGAGUUUCUAGUGGAAGUACUCAUGCUUAGCUUAUUGCACCAUUCCAACCUUGUGAAUCUGAUUGGUUAUUGUGCUGAUGGAGAUCAACGCCUCCUCGUGUAUGAGUAUAUGCCUUUGGGAUCAUUGGAAGAUCAUUUGCAUGACCUUCCACCUGAGAAGGAGCCACUCGACUGGAUUACAAGGAUGAAAAUUGCAGCAGGUGCAGCUAAGGGAUUGGAGUACCUUCAUGACCAAGCUAGUCCACCAGUUAUCUAUAGGGACCUAAAAACCCCUAAUAUACUACUAGAUAAGGGCUUCCACCCCAAACUCUCUGACUUCGGACUUGCAAAGCUCGGUCCAGUUGGCGAUAAAUCUCAUGUAUCAACAAGAGUAAUGGGAACCUACGGAUAUUGUGCUCCUGAAUAUGCUUUGACUGGACAAUUGACAAUCAAAUCUGAUGUGUAUAGCUUUGGAGUUGUUCUCUUGGAGCUGAUCACUGGAAGGAAGGCCAUUGAUGGUACCAAGCCACAUGCUGAGCAAAAUCUUAUUUCAUGGGUUCGUCCUAUAUUCAAAGAUAGAAAAAGACUUCCAAGUCUGGCUGAUCCAAAGCUAAGGGGUCGGUUUCCCAUGCGUGGCCUUUAUCAAGCUCUUGCCGUGGCAUCCAUGUGUAUCCAAGAAGAUGCUGCCGCCCGUCCUAUAAUUGCCGAUGUCGUCACCGCUAUUUCCUACUUGGCAUCCCAAGCAUAUGAUCCAGGUGCAGUCCCCACAAAUAACAAAAGGCCUAGUGGUGAAAGGAGAAAUGCACAUGAGGAAGGUGGAACAAUACUGACCAUCAUCGACAAUGGAGAGCCUGGCCAAAUGCAGCAAAUGAAUUAUGAAGACCUUCCGAAGGAGGCAACGCUGAUGUUGAGGCACAAUGUCGAUCGAGAGCGAGCUUUGGCAGAGGCGAAGCAGUGGGGUGCAAACUGGCGGGAGAAGAUGCAAACAUAUUAUUACCCUGAUGCAGCUCCCACAAGUAGCAAUAGACCUGGUGUUGAAAGGGACAGGAACUCAAACGAGAGUGGAAGAAUGCCGACUAACAACGAUGAUAGAGAGCCUAUGCAAAUGCAACAUCACAAUUCUGACAACCGAAACAAUACAGCUUCGACUUUGAGGCGUAACUUCGACCGAGAACAAGCAUUAGCAGAGGCGAAAAUGUGGGGGCAGAAUUGGCGGGACAAGACACAAGCUAAGGCCAAUGCUCAUUGAGGUUUUGAUGUUGCAAAUGCAAUUGGAUAGAUAGAUAGAUAACUUGCUCAAAUCCCCUCACUAGAGUUGAAGCUGAGUAUUGUUUCCUUCUCUGAUUUUCUAUGGCUUUGUUGGAAAGGCAAAAACAAUUCAAAGAGAAGUGAAGAGAAAAAUGGCUGUAGAUAAUUGGAUGCAUAUUGGUAUAGAAAAUUAAGAAAAAAGUACAAUAUAUCAUUACUUAA